UGUUUUUGAUCCCUGUCCUCUUUGCUCCACAUGGCUUCAGGGCAGAGGUUGAAGAGGAGUGGAAGCAGGUAAAAGAGAGUCUGACCUUUCCCCUCUUGGCUCCUGGCACCAGCAGGGCCCGGGCAGCCGGAGCAGAGAGCCGACUGAUGACUUUACACCAACAACCGGCUUCUUAACUCACCGACCGCAGCCGGAUCACCUUCUCCUUCUCCACACUCUUCACCCCGCUCUCUUCUUCAGUCAGUCAGUGAUCCUGGGCCAUGUUUGGAUUAAAGACUCCUCACUUCUAUCUCCCAGGUAUGAACCAUGAGUCCAACAAAUCGCCAUCAUUAGGAAUGAUCUCUACAGCAACGCGAACAACAGCUACUGUCAGUCCCCUGAGCCCACUAACCAAUGGGAACGCAGUUACUCAGUCUGCAAACUCCGGAUUCGCUGCUGCUCUGCGUAAACUGGCCAAACAGGCCGAGGAUCCCCGAGGUUCUGCCCUCAGCGGCAAGUCUUCUCCAGUCUUGUCCCCGACUACGAGCCACACUUCACCCGUCUCCACCCCUAAGCGGGGCUCGCUAGCGCCUCUCCUGGGUCAAACAAGGGGACACAGUGUCUCGAGCACCCCCCCAGUAGUCACUAUUGCUCCCACAAAAACCAGCAACGGGAUCUGGAGGGUUGACGGACGGCAGGCUGAGCGGGGGGUCCAGACACUCAGUAGGGAGCGGGUCGGUUCUGACGGCGUGCAGUCACAGCAGGGCAAGAGGACUCCUGUUCCUUCACCUCACCCCUUGGCUCACUCUUUUGGAAUCACCCCCAGCGCAAUAAUGCAAGACCCACGAAUACAAAGUCUUAGUUUGCCCAGCCAGAUGCACCCCGUGGUUCCCUCAGGUGCCAUCCCAGAGGAGUACCUGCGCGGGCUCCGUCCUUUCGCCACCUCAGAUGACAUCCGACUGACCUCUUUGCCACUGAGUGUUGACCCUGCUGCUGCUCAUGCUGCUGCAUACUAUCAUCCUGCCUACCUCCAUCACCCCCUGACCUUACCAAGAAUGGAGGAAUCUCUCUGUCUUUCUGCCCUACAGUCACAGUUCUACUCAGUGCCUGGAGGGGGCUCCUUCCCUCCGCUGCACCCCUCCGCUCUGCACUUACAUCUGCCCCGUUAUCAUGGGGAACUAAACCACACAGCACUGGCAGAAAGGCUACAGAUGGAGAACGAGCUUCGCCAGAGAGAGCGAGAUCAAGAGCGUGAACGAGAGAAAGAAAGGGAGCGCGAGGUGGGGCUGGAGCGAGAGCGUGAGAGAGAGAAAGAGGAGGAGAGGGAGAGAGAGCUGGACAGACAGAAGGAGAGGCAGAGGGAGAGACAGCAGCAGAUGGUCCGAUCGUUGGACAGCCACUACCUGGUUGAGCUGCAGGCUCACAGGGCACUACAGGAGGACAGGGCCAGGCCGGGCAAGAGGCUGACCCCAAACAGACCGGAUAAACCAAAGGAGCCAGAGCACCUUGGUUUCCAAGCACCUAAACCCCUGCCGCUGCAGCCUGGACUUCACCCCCCCAGGAGCUCGAUUCCACACCCAGUACCCAGCCUGGUGCCUGCUCACCUGGGGAAGCAUCAUCCUUCUUCUGUUGGUGGGAUCCCUGGAGCUCUAGCCACUGCCAUGAUGACUCAGAGGGUCAGUGAGGAAGCAUGGCUAAUACGGCAAAGAGGGCAAGGACAGGAGAGGGAGAGUCCACUCGAGCUGGGACUGAGGUCACCUGGGAAAGUGGUGGAGUCAAGGAGAGAUAGCCAAGGGCCCAACUGUGUGAACAGCUCUGUCAGCAAAGAUGCACCCAUCACCCUUGGUGCACCACCUCCCCUUAUCUCCCCAAAAGCGCUCACUCACCCUCCACCACCUCCCACCACACUGUGGAACCCAGCCUCCCUUGUAGACACCAUUGCGGAGUCCCGUAGAAAAUUCACCUCUCUGUCAAUGCCAAUCCAGCCACCUCCAGGACUGACCAGAGCUGACAGACCCCUGAGCUGGGGGGAGAGUCUGGAAGAAGGAAGGAGGAUGAGAUCAGAUGGUCCAGACAGGUACGCUGCAGUACGGGGAGCUAUCUCACAGGAAGCAGGGCAGGAAAAAAACAUCCACAACCUCUAUCACCGGCAUCACCUCAGUAACCUUCAGCAGAGAUGCUGCGUGGCUCCAUCCAUUUCCAGUAUCUGCACCGAGCUGGCACCAUCUUUGACAAAGGAACGACAGAGUCAAGUGCCCGACAGCACACUGGUGUAUGAUGAAAUUCUGCAGCAGCACCGCCGGCUCCUCAGCAAACUCGACCUGGAAGAAAAGAGAAGGAGAGAAGCCAGGGAGGGAGGUUAUUAUUAUGACCUGGACGAGUCAUAUGAUGAGAGUGAUGAGGAGGAGGUGAAAGCCCAUUUUAGGAGAGUGACAGAACAGCCCCCACUCAAACUGGACACAUCUUCUGAGAAAAUGGACUUUCUACAUCUGUGCGAUCUGACCACGCUAGCCCAUCAUGAUGAACUUCUGCUACACAAAAAAAGAAAGAGGAGGAAGAUGAUGAGGGAGCGCAGCCUCUCUCCACCGGCCGUACAGGGCAAGAAACCAACCUCUUCACCUUUGGCACCCAUAACUCCCCUCAGGACACCGUAUACUGCUGAACAGAUGGACAACACUCCCACACUGGAGGAAAAAAAAGAUUUCCUCCAUAUGUUCAAGCUCUCCCAUGUCAGUGCACAGCAGAGGAAAGAAAAGGAGAGGACAGAGGACCUUCUGAGGGCCAUUCAGAGGAAGAAUGUGACAUUAGACACCCUCAGAUAUAAUCCGUUGCCUCCAUGUAGCAGUCCUCCAGCUCUGUCAACUGGUGAUUCCACCUCAGCUCCUCUGCUGGGUCAAUCAAAUAGACAUCUUUACCCCGACUCUCCCAGCCAGUCCCCUCUCCAAAACCACAAACCUAAACAGCUCCAUCACCACGAGUCAUUCAAAACGCCCAUGGACACGCAGGUGGUCCGUGUCCCACCACCGCUGACCCCACAUGUUGAAAAAGCAGAGCCCAAAAAGGGUCAAACAGGAAACAAGAAACCCCAGGGUGUACAGAAUGGUGUUGUGGCUUCCCCUCAUAAAAAGGAGCCCAAUCCAGCGCAGAAUGGACGGAAUCUGCACUGGGACAUAUUCUCACCGGAGACUUUUGCUCAUCAUUUCCACCAGGCUGUGCUGCAAUCGACACACAACACAAUGAAGAACAAAGUCUCAAAAUGUGUUCCAGAGUCUACCAUCAAGGAUGAGCGCUCGCUGCGUCAUAACAUGUCUCCAGUGAAAAGUUUAAAUCCAAUUCACACCCCUCAGCACACACACAUCAACGGGCAUUACUUUCAAGCUGGUCGGGAUGCUCCAGUGCCUCAAGAUCAUCUGUCUGAUGAAGAUGAGGAAGACUCUGAGGAGGAUGAAGAGAUGGAAACUCCAAGGAAGUGGCAGGGUAUUGAAGCAAUCUUUGAAGCCUACCAGGAAUACAUGGAUGAAUGGAGCAUAGAGAGGCAAGUUCUUCACAGUCAGUGUAAGAGGCUUGAAGCACAGAACAACAGUCUGACCAGGACAGCAGAGCAGCUUUCACUUACAAUGGGGGAGCUGGUGAGCCAAAGGCAGAAAGUGAGAGAAGAAAGAGACAGGCUGCAGGCACAGCUGGAGCACUUCAGGAGGUGUUUGACGCUGCCAAACUUUCAGUGGGGAAGGGGGCAAAUCAAUGGGUACACCCCGAGGUGACCUCUGACACCGACUCUCAGACGGAUUUACCUCAAACAAUGAAGUCACAACAACAAGGCGGCCUGGGGCCGGAACAAGAAACAGCCCUCACUACGCUUGAAGCACUUGAAGGAACCAGUAACUUUCUUGUUACCUUGCAGGCCAAGCAGUUAUAUCACCUAGCUGACUACCUAGCAUGUUUGCCAUGGUAACCAGAACCAUGUAGACCCUAGUCUCUCUCAUUCUGACUAUGGAUUUUUAAGAAAUACUGUGUAGCUAAAACUAGAUUUUUUAUGAAUGAUAAUCACACCAAGUGUUUUGGUUGGAGGACAUGCCAUCUUUUAACUCAUAUCACACAUAAACCGUAGAGAGCCACAUAAAUGAGAUGCAUUACCAGGAGCUAAUCUGUAGCCAGUAAUGAGAAGAGACCAAAAGUGCAGCCGGCGCUUGGUUAAUUAAGAAUUAAAUUACACCUCAGGCCUUAAACUAGAUAUGAUGCACUUCACUUUGCAUUAGAGGAAAUACUUGAUUGACCUCUGUAUUGUGUAAUGUUGUAGGAUCUACUGAAUAUUGGAUCUGACACAGAAAGCAGUUUACACUGCCGGUAAAUGAUCUAAAGAAGAUCUAAUCUCUAUGUAUCAGUGAAUGGAAUCAGUGCAGUUUUUUAAGUUGCAAAAUGCGUUUCCCAUUGGUAACGUCAGUUGUGAUAGAUGAAGAAUUUUGUAGGUUUUAUUGUUUCAGCCAUUUAUCACAGGAAGCCAAAUGCUUUUCUUGAAUUGCUGCUGGUCAGACUAAAACAUUUAGAGUGGGUGAAGGGUGUUCACACUACUGUGUUUGAAUAGUUUCAUGUGAUGUCAAAAUGCUUGAGGGAACAUUAGUUGCUCUGAGAGUUGAAGAUCUGAUGGCGGACAGAAGUCCGUUUCUUACAACAUGAUCAGUUUGUCAUUCUUCCAGUUCUCAUCCCAGACAUCAACCCUUCCUCCUUCUACAUGUCUAUAAAUGUUGACAAAACUUGAAGAGACAUUGUGAUUUCUAUAUGUCGUUUUGCAAAAACUAUUGUCAUAUAACUGGCAUCACUUAAGUGAGACUACGAUAUUUUUCAACAUAUUGUCCAUUCUUACAUUUUUGUCACCUACCUGAGUGAUUUCUUGCCACAUUAUUUUGAAAGCUGAGUUUAACUGCUUUAUUACAGGAAACAGAAGCCAAAUUAUUAUGCCGUUCCAUUUCAGGACUGUGUCAAAACUAAUAAUUUUACUUGAUGCUCCUGACAUACUUGAGAUAUAUCUCCGGUUGUUUAUGGACGAUAUGUCAAACUGAUGCUAUCCCUUUGUGGAGAACAAUAAACUACACCUUCUUUGGGCUUUUGAUGAGUUUUAUUUUUAUUUCAGCAAGAUAAAAACAAUGUCACUAAUUCAUCAUUUCGCCUCUAAAUCUGUAAAUCCCUGGAGCCCCUUGCUACAAGCACAAGCUGCAACAGUAAAAACUACAGUAGCAAUUGGCUGAAGUUAUGUAAUCACUGAGCAGUCUCCUCUACAAACCUGCAUAAAUGUCUCAGUUGUUAUGAAAUAUAUAUUAUUUUGGCUGUUUAAUUUUAAUGAAUUAUUUAUUGGCAUAUAUUGCUGUAUAUUCUGAUGGCAAUUUGCAUUAAAAUAUUUGUAACAUGUA
This is a messenger RNA of Thalassophryne amazonica, 5384 nucleotides long. Its product is annotated as genetic suppressor element 1-like. The transcript is spliced from 16 exons. Bases 261 to 3740 code for a protein of 1159 amino acids. The record is from RefSeq and is a predicted model, not a curated record. NCBI's taxonomy places the organism in Eukaryota, Metazoa, Chordata, Actinopteri, Batrachoidiformes, Batrachoididae.